AUGAUGAAUAACGAGCACUUACUAAUUACAAAGCCAUUAGUGCAAUUUGUAAAGGUAAAGAAAACUAGAAGAGAAUUCAAUCGAUUCCAAAGUGAUCAGUUUAAGCGAGUUAAGCCUAAUUGGAGGAGACCAAGAGGUAUUGAUAACAAAGUACGUAAAGGACUUAAAGGUACAAUGAAGAUGCCUUGUAUUGGAUUUAAAGGCAAUAAGCUAGUCAGACAUAUCUUGCCUAACGGUUUUAAGAAGGUUAUAAUCAACAAUCUAAAGGAUUUAGAAGCACUUACUUCUCUUAAUAGAGUUUACUGUGGAGAGAUAGCUCGUGGGGUUGGAGCUAAGAAACGGGUGGAUAUUGUUAAGCGAGCGGCCGAUCUAGGGAUUGUACUGACUAAUGGACAUGCUAGAAUUGCAGUGGAGAAGCUCGACUAA
Nematocida homosporus is the source of this 426-nucleotide messenger RNA. RefSeq names its product large subunit ribosomal protein L32e. The coding region runs from base 1 to 426 and encodes 141 amino acids. The record is from RefSeq and is a predicted model, not a curated record. Gene Ontology annotation, biological process: translation. Gene Ontology annotation, cellular component: cytosolic large ribosomal subunit; ribosome. Gene Ontology annotation, molecular function: structural constituent of ribosome. The transcript has a single exon. NCBI's taxonomy places the organism in Eukaryota, Fungi, Microsporidia.